Acanthamoeba castellanii str. Neff is the source of this 1902-nucleotide messenger RNA. RefSeq names its product von Willebrand factor type A domain containing protein. The record is from RefSeq and is a predicted model, not a curated record. Lineage: Eukaryota; Discosea; Longamoebia; Acanthamoebidae. The coding region runs from base 1 to 1902 and encodes 633 amino acids. The transcript has 13 exons.
AUGAUGAGCAUGGCGAGCGGAGCGAAGGACACGGCCAGCUUUGAGGUGCGCCUCAAUGAAGACAGGCUGCCCUCCCUCUCUUCCAUCACCCACGAAGGGAUCUUCUACGAGCACUACUUCGACGUGGGCACGGAGGACGUGGCCCUGUUCUCGUGCGACUGGUCGUUCGCCUCAUCCAAGGACCCCAUCAGCGGGGGGAUGGAGUACUAUGUGGGGUGCGGCAUGCGCUGCAAGCUCGACGGGGAGGGCAUCAAGAAACACGGUCGGCCGCCCGUGCAGCUCUCUAUUGUGCUGGACAUCUCCGGCUCCAUGGGCUCGCCCUUCCGCCACGGCGAAACCAAGAACAAGCUCGAGGUCGCCAAGGAGUGCGUGAUGACCAUGCUCGACAACCUCAAGCCCACCGACGCCUUUGGCCUCGUCCUCUUCGAUCACAGGACAGAGGAGGUACAGAGCAUGCAGCCGGUGGCCUCGCUGGACAUGGCGGCGCUCAAGGCCCAAAUCGCGGUGCUGGAGCCGCGCGGCAGCACGGAGAUGGUGCAGGGUCUGCUCGGCGGCGCGCAGCUCAUCACCGAACACCUGGCCCAGCUGCAGGGCACCAAAAACACCAAAAGCUCUGCUACCGCCGCCUCCCGCCGCAUAAUGUUCCUCACCGACGCACGACCGUCAAGUUUCGAGAACAAGAAGCUGUUGGAAGUCUGCCAAAAGCUGUCGGAGAAGGACAAGAUCUUCACCACCUUCAUCGGCCUCGGUGUCGACUUUGGCGUCGAGUUGAUCGAUUCGAUCUCGCACAUCAAGGGGUGCAACUACUUCACGGUGACGUCGUCGCCAGAGUUCAAGAAGCUCAUGGAGCAGGACCUGGAGUACGUCGUCACCCCGUGCUGCUUCGACGUCGACAUCAAGAUCGUCGAAGGCAGCUCCUCUGCCGUACGCGUCCAGCGGGUGUACGGUUCGCCUGGGAAUGAGAUUCCCCAAGAUGGCCUGUUGAUGCGGAUGCUGAGCGGCUUCCCUUCGGCCAAGGACGAGAACGGAGGCACCAAGGGCGGCAUGAUCCUCGCCAAGAUCGCCCCAGCGGCGCCCACGUCGACCCCUCGCAAGCAAACGCUGGAGCUGGUGGUGACUUACAAAGACGUCGACGACAAGAAGUACGAGGUUAAGAACACACUCGAGAUCGAGUUCGGAGCCGCCGAAGAGCACUACUCCAACAACGCCGUCCGCAAGGCCAUCCUCCUCACCAGGUUCGUGAAUGGAAUGAAGUGGUGGAUCAAGGACCACCAGACCCGCGAGGAGCCCGGCCAGACGGUGUGCGACUCGGCCGGCAUCCCGCCGCCGCCCGUGGGCGACUCCCAGUCGAACCAUCACGGCUCGCUUCGUGUGUCGACGCACUACAAGGCGAUGCUGGGCCGCCUCCUUAACCACUAUGAGCGCGCCACCGAGCAGCUGCUCGACGCUGGUGACAUCGACGACCACCUUAACGAGCACGCCCGCCAGCUGGUGGGCCUCGUGCACCUCGUGGCCGCGGAGGACAUCCGCCGCGCGAUGGCCGCGGUCACCACCGACGACGAGGUGGCCUUUGGCACCGCCGACGGCGGCGCUCUGGUCGAUGCUGACGUCAUCCAGCGCCGUUGCGAGGCCGAGCUUAAGGUGGCGGACCUGAGCACCCACCACGCGGCCUUCGAGACCGAGGUCAAGCGGCGGCUCAAGAACGUAGUCGUGGCCCGCAUCAACCAGGAGGGCAAGGAGCGGCUCAAGGACGCGCCCCGGCGCGCCGAGCUCGUGGACGAGCUGGCCAAGUUCCUGCGCGACAGGCCCGACCAGGAGUGGAGCCAGUGGAAGGCGAUCGCCGAGGCCGAGAUGACCAAGCUGGUCAGCGGCGCCCCGCCUCGUCGCUUCUUCGUCAUGUAA